This is a messenger RNA of Asterias rubens (European starfish), 2045 nucleotides long. RefSeq names its product organic cation transporter protein-like. Gene Ontology annotation, biological process: transmembrane transport. Gene Ontology annotation, molecular function: transmembrane transporter activity. Lineage: Eukaryota; Metazoa; Echinodermata; Asteroidea; Forcipulatida; Asteriidae. The record is from RefSeq and is a predicted model, not a curated record. The transcript has 11 exons. Gene Ontology annotation, cellular component: membrane. Bases 198 to 1925 code for a protein of 575 amino acids.
ACCAAUGACCUGAUUUUGAUUUGUUUCAGUUUGUUGGUUUUGUUUGUUGGGGUGUUUUAAGCAAACCAAAGGCAACCUUUGUUCCUUAUUAAUGAUGGUCCAAUGUACUACUACGACAAGAGCUGGAACCUUCAGUGGAGUAUAUGCGAAACAUUUCAUCUUAGUCCUUGGUUAAUUAAAGUUAAUUAAUUGUAACCAUGAAGUUUGAUGAUAUUUUAGUAGAGAUCGGGGUUUUUGGCAAGUAUCAGAAAGUUCUUGGAGUACUGCUGUAUCUGUGUUCUAUACCCCUAUCGGAGCACGCCAUAGCUCAGGUGUUUCUGGCGGCCAAGACAGACCAUUGGUGUGCUGUUCCUGAAAGUCAAUCUCUAAACUGUAGCUCUCUAGAGUCGGAUUGUCUGGAGUUGCAAAAGGAGUUAACCCUACCGUUCACUGUCGACGAGGAUGGGAACACGGUGUAUUCCGAAUGCGAGCGGUACCUCAAUGCUCGGAGUAGUCCGGAGCAAGGUGUCUCCAAUUUGACGGACGGUCAGGAUGAUGGCUGGACCAAUGAAACCAUCGAGUGUGAUGCAGGGUGGGAGUACGAUCGAUCCCAGUAUAAAACAACUGUCAUACAAGACUUUGAUCUGGUGUGUGCUAAGGCCGACAUGUCCGGUAUCGCGCAGUCCGUCUUCUUUGCCGGUUUCCUCAGCGGAUCUCUCAUCUGGGGAGCAGUUGCUGAUUGGGCCGGUAGGCGACCAACGUUCUUCGUUUGUGUCACAAUGUCACUCGUCUCAGCAACUUCUGUUAGUUUCAUGCCGAACUUUGCUUCAUUCGCUGCCAUGAGGUUCUUUGUAGCAGCAGGAAACUACGGCAUAUAUUUGAUGGCGUUCAUUUUAGUGUCUGAGAUUGUUGGUCCUGAUUACCGGGUGCAGGUGGGUACCAUGUUAUCAGUGUGUUUUGCACUGGGAUACGUACUCUUGUCUCUGUUUGCGUAUCUUCUUCGUGAGUGGCGUCAUCUUCAGCUAGCACUAUCUCUACCAAUUUCGAUAUUCCUCUUAUAUUUCAUAUUUCUUCCAGAGUCUCCGCGAUGGCUCAUCUCGAAGAAAAGGUACAAGGAAGCAAAGAAGGUCAUCGAUACAAUUGCUGAGGUCAACGGGACUCAAGUCCCAGAAAACUUAUUUGACGAUCCGGAGGACCAUGAUGAAAAGGAGAAAACCACUGAAAGUUCCACGAGUCGACAGCCGACCCACAUCGAUCUGUUCCGAACACCAAAUAUGAGGAAGAAGACAAUUAAUCUAUUGUACAAUUGGUUUGUAUCCGGGUUUGUGUACUACGGACUUUCUCUUAGUACUUCAAGUCUUGGGAUCGAUCCAUACAUUGCUGCUUUCGUAUCUGGAGCUGUUGAUUUCCCAGCCUUCAUUUCCAGUUGGUAUUUCAUGCAGAGAUUCGGUCGUCGUAUAUCAGUCUGUUGCUACUUGGGUAUUGCUGGAUUGGCGUGUCUCAUUACGUCGUGUAUCUCUCCUGGUAUUGGACGGGCUGUAGUGGCGAUGAUUGGAAAGUUUGGCAUAGCAGGUUCUUUCAACGCGAUUUACACACUGUCUGUUGAAUUGUACCCAACACCCAUAAGAACCAUCGGUGUUGGUUUAUCAUCCAUGUCAGCUAGGAUCAGUGGUACCCUGGCCCCGGUCAUCCUCUUACUCGGCAAGUUCUGGGAACCACUUCCGUUGGUCAUCUUCGGUACCAGUGCUGUCGUAGCGGGCGCACUCACUCUACUUUUACCCGAGACGCUGAACCAACCUUUACCAGAAACGAUUGAAGAAGGAGAAAUAUUUGGAAAGGGACAGAGUUUCUACCUGAUGACACCAAAGGAAUCGUGCAAACCUGAGCCUAGCAGCAGUGACACCAAGUACAAACAUAUUCCAGAUGAGGAACAUACAGAAGUUUAAAGACACCGGACACUAUUGAGAGACAGAGUUUCUACCUGAUGACACCAAAGGAAACAGGGCCCAAUUUCAUAGAGCUGCUUAAGCACAAAAUUUCGCGUAAGCAAAAAAAUCCUUGCUUAG